This is a messenger RNA of Cryptococcus deneoformans JEC21, 1553 nucleotides long. RefSeq lists its product as hypothetical. Gene Ontology annotation, molecular function: 2-oxoglutarate-dependent dioxygenase activity. The coding region runs from base 205 to 1332 and encodes 375 amino acids. The transcript has 5 exons. Gene Ontology annotation, cellular component: cytoplasm. The record is from RefSeq and is a predicted model, not a curated record. Lineage: Eukaryota; Fungi; Basidiomycota; Tremellomycetes; Tremellales; Cryptococcaceae.
GCUGUUCCAAUGCAUAUCGACCGGUUAUCUUCCGCAUCGGGAAUCAAAUGACAGACUGAACCCGUUGAUUUUCCGGCCCGCAACGCUCUUACCGUAUUUAGGCAGCCCGAAGCCACUCAUUUAUUGCCGUCUUAUCAUUCUCACUUUCUAUACAACCUUUACUCGUAACAUAUUCCUAUCCACAUACACAAAUAUCACAUCACCAUGGCACCUGCUGCGACUACGACACCUGGAGUGAGCUGGGAGGCAAAGGGCUUCAAGGCAGUGGAUAAGACCAAGACGAUCCGAGUCCAGGAGGAUGGUCUCAAGUAUCCCGAGUACUAUCCCUAUAAUGACCCCAACGACAAGUUUCCUGACCCAGAACCAUUCGAUUAUCACGAGAGGGCGCUGGACGCCGACCCCUCCCUACCUGUAUUCUACAACGACCAUGUGACCGUUGAAGAGAUCACCCCGUUCAUCGGUGUGAAAGUCACCGGACUGGACUUGGCUUCGCUUGACAAGGCUGGUCAAGACCAGCUCGCCCUGCUUGCCGCCAGGAAGGGUAUCGUUUUCUUUGCGAGCAACGACAAGGUCAAGCAGACCUAUCGCGACACGUCGAUGGAGCGCAAACUCGAGAUGGCUCGUUACUACGGUCAGCUCCACCAACACUCAGUACAGCCUCGUCCCCCUACAUCGACCGAAAUCUCGGUCGUGUACCAGGACAAGGUCAAUACUGUUCGUAAACAUUGGUGGCCCAACCGACUCACCAACGCCAUCUGGCACAUCGACCAGACCCAAGAGCGACAGCCACCAGGGAUCACCUUCUUCUGCUGCAUGCAGCAUGAUGCACCUUCUGGCGGCGAUACUCUUGUCGGGUCUCUGGUCGAGGCGUACAAUCGACUUAGCCCAAAGAUGAAGGAAUUUGUUUGUGGUCUGAAAGCAGUCCACUCGUCUGCCGUUAUGUCCGCUAAGGCAGCUCGUGUCGGAGGAGCUUCCCGACGUAACGAGAUCGAGUCUUUGCACCCUCUGGUGACCGUACAUCCUGCCACUGGCUCCAAAUCGCUCUACAUCAACCCGGAAAGGAUGACCUACAUCGAAGGCUUGCGCAACGAAGAGAGCGACAACAUGCUUAAAUUCCUUUCUGACCAUGUCAAGCUAGGUGCGGAUUUCCAUGCUCGUUACAAAUGGUCAGAGGGCGACGUCUGCGUCUGGGAUCAGCGUGUGAUCAUCCAUUCCGCCGUUCUCGACAACAUGACGCACCGUCGUCACUUUAUCCGUAUCACCGCUCUGUCCUCAGUGCCUAUUCAAGCCACAUACGACCCUAAAGACGAGGAGAACGAUGAGGAAGAGUAGUAAGAGACAUGUUUGUAGUACCGAUGUAACUGUGAGAUUGUGAAGUGAUCGCUCUUCCUUCUUAAUAAGCAUCUAGCGGAAGAAGCUACCUCUCAGGGGGUGAAAGAGAGUACAUUCAGACGUUUCUAAAUUAUUGUUUUGGUGUCUAGGUUCCGGUAUGAUAUCUCUCUAUCUUGGGAUCAUCCUGAUACCAAAAUAUGCAUUGGGCGUGACUUGUGGAA